GCGAGGGGCGGGGCCGGGAUUCGAAGCGGGGUGAGGGCGGGCGGCCCCAUGGCCAGGCAGGCGGUGCGGGAGCAGCAGGGCAUCACCCUGCGGGGCAGCGCCGAGAUCGUCGCCGAGUUCUUCUCCUAUGGGAUCAACAGCAUUCUGUACCAGCGGGGCAUCUACCCCCCCGAGACCUUCACCCGCGUCCAGAAGUAUGGGCUCACCCUGCUGGUCACCACCGACCCCGAGCUGAAGAACUACCUCAACAACGUGGUGGAGCAGAUGAAAGAGUGGCUCUGCAAGUGCCUGGUGCAGCGCCUGGUGGUGGUCAUCUCCAGCAUCGAAAGCAAUGAGGUUCUGGAGCGGUGGCAGUUCGACAUAGAGUGUGACAAAACUGCCAAGGACGAGAGUGUACCCCGAGAAAAAUCUCAGAAAGCUAUUCAGGAUGAAAUUCGGUCUGUUAUCAGACAAAUAACUGCCACAGUAACUUUUCUGCCUCUGUUGGAAACUGCCUGUGCCUUUGACUUGCUGAUUUACACUGAUAAAGAUUUGGCUGUGCCAGAAAAGUGGGAAGAGUCAGGACCACAGUUCAUUGCCAAUUCAGAAGAGGUUCGCCUUCGUUCCUUCACUACCACGAUCCACAAAGUAAAUAGUAUGGUAGCUUACAAAAAGGAUUCCUUCCCCUGAGACAGUGGUUCUUGUACAUAUCUUGUCAUCUUGUAUAGUUUCUGUUCAUAGUGCAGCUAUUAAGAACACACUAUUGCUCUUGCUGAAGUAUGGUACAGAAAAAAGGCAAAGCAAAGGCAAAUGUCUGAUAAUGUGGUUUAACACUAGACUAUGCUGGCAUUGUUGAAAGAGGUCUAAAUAAGGUGUUCAUAAUGAUAGUUAAAUCCUUUCUUAACUGAACACACCAAACUAAUGGUGUGCUAAGCUAUACAGAAUUUACUGAAAAUAAUCCUUGAAUCUAGGAUUAGUUGGUAGAAUUCGGAUCCCGUAUAAACUGCAUUCUAUUAGCAGACUGACAUCAAAAUUCCUGCUUCUGACAUGCCAGUCUUUCACGUAAAGAUGUUCCUAUUAGGAAUAAUCCAAAGCUAAUCAAGGCAAAUUCUGAAGCGAUGUGUACCUCUUUACAAUGAAAGCAGCCAUUUAUCAGAAAAAAAGCUGAAAUACAUGAAGCCUUGUAUGUUAGAAAGGGGGCCUCUAGUUCUGGGGAGCGCUGUUCUGCUUCAGUGUAUGUCUCUUUUUUUAAUGUCUGUCAAACAUUUUCUAUGUUUGUAUUCUUGUUUUAUGGAAUAAAACUUGAAAUUUUAAGUCAGA
Molecule: messenger RNA, 1299 nt
Organism: Oxyura jamaicensis (ruddy duck)
Lineage: Eukaryota; Metazoa; Chordata; Aves; Anseriformes; Anatidae
Gene: MAD2L1
Product: mitotic arrest deficient 2 like 1
Exons: 5
Coding region: 49-669 (206 amino acids)
Biological process (GO): mitotic spindle assembly checkpoint signaling
Cellular component (GO): kinetochore; cytoplasm; nucleoplasm
Source: RefSeq, a predicted model, not a curated record